CAAACACAAAUGUGAUAACGUGCUUUAUUCACAGUGCACCGGAACAACAAGCAUGUACGGCCAACCGAUAAUCGUUUUGAACCAGAAUACGAAACGUGAAAGUGGUAGAAAAGUCCAGUUUGGAAACAUAAACGCUGGCAAGGCUAUAGCUGAUGUUAUCCGAACAUGUCUUGGCCCAAGGUCCAUGCUCAAGAUGUUAAUGGACCCUAUGGGAGGAAUUGUCAUGACGAACGAUGGAAAUGCAAUUUUGAGAGAGAUAAAUGUGCAGCAUCCAGCGGCCAAGUCUUUCAUUGAGGUAGCUCGAACACAGGAUGAAGAAGUGGGAGAUGGAACAACAUCUGUCAUUAUCUUAGGUGGGGAGAUGUUGUCUGUAGCUGAACCAUUCUUAGAACAGCAGAUGCACCCAACAGUUAUUAUCAGUGCAUUUAGACUGGCACUUGAGGAUCUUCUGGAAAUACUGAAGAAAAAGAUAAGCACACAUGUUGAUACCAGUAGCAGAGAUGAGAUGAUGAAAAUAAUAAAAAGCUCAGUCGGGACUAAAUUCAUCAAUAAAUGGUCUGAUUUGGCAUGCAAGAUUGCACUGGAAGCCACUACAACUGUAGCCCUAGAAGAAAAUGGAAGAAAGGAAAUUGAUAUUAAGAGAUAUGCAAAAGUUGAAAAGAUCCCAGGAGGAACUAUAGAUGAUUCCGAGGUUUUGAAAGGAGUUAUGAUCAACAAAGAUGUUGUACAUCCUAAAAUGAAAAGACGUUUAGAGAAUCCUAGAAUAUUACUUCUUGACUGCAAUCUAGAAUACAAAAAGGGAGAAAGUCAGACAAAUAUAGAAAUUUCAAAAGAAGAGGAUUUUGCGAAGAUUUUGAAGAUGGAAGAAGAAUUUAUUGAGAAGAUGUGUAGUGAAGUAAUUGCAGUAAAACCAGACCUUGUUAUCACUGAGAAGGGAAUUUCAGAUCUUGCUCAGCAUUACCUCAUUAGGGCUGGAAUCACAUGUAUCCGAAGAGUGAGGAAAUCAGAUAAUAACAGAAUCGCAAGAGCGUGUGGGGCAACAGUCGUAAACCGUACAGAUGAAUUGAGGGAAGAGGAUAUAGGAACUGAGUGUGGACUGUUUGAAGUGAAGAAGAUUGGAGACGAGUACUUCACAUUCUUAACAGAGUGCAAAAAUCCAAAAGCCUGUACCAUACUGUUACGUGGUGCUAGUAAAGACAUUCUGAAUGAAGUGGAAAGGAAUCUCCAAGAUGCUAUGAACGUAACCAGGAAUGUCAUGCAGGACCCUUACCUUGUACCUGGGGGCGGGGCAGCCGAGAUGGCACUUGCUCAGGAAUUGAAUGAAAAGGCAAAGAGUAUAACUGGAGUACACCAGUGGCCGUACCGUGCAGUUGCUCGUGCGCUGGAAGUGAUACCAAGAACCUUGAUACAGAACUGUGGAGCUAGUACCAUUAGAACACUAACGGCUCUUAGAGCUAAACAUGCUCAACCAGAGAAUGUAUCUUGGGGAGUAAAUGGAGAGAAUGGUAACAUUGUGGACAUGAAGGAUUAUGGUGUAUGGGAACCAUACUCUGUGAAAGCUCAGACAUAUAAAACUGCAAUAGAGACUGCAAUUUUACUGUUACGUAUUGAUGAUAUUGUAUCUGGAACCAAGAAGCAAAUGGAAGCAUUGAAUGCCCCGGCGGGAGGUGGUGCAGCAGCACCCCCAGCACAGCCAAUGGGUCCAGAGGAUUGAUCAAAGAACUCUGUUAGAUAACUUAUACAAUAGUGUUCUUCUUUCUAACAAAAUUAUAGAUGUGCUUAUUUAAAUUUCAGAGUGAACAAAUGUGCUUAAUUUUUUUUAUUUGCGAAAUACAAGGAUUAGUUGAUGACAGUAAAAAAUAAACACCAAAAAACAUGGAAACUUUUUUCUUCCAAAAAAGUAUUUGUAUGCUAAAAGCAUGGCAAUGGACUUAAAACUCUCUUUGUUUUACAGAACAGCUUGGACUUAAUUACAUGUGUGUUCAGAUUUUUGUCUAGAAACUCAAGAAAAAGGCAUCAAAAUAUUUAUUUCAUUUUCAAGUGUCUCAUCAUGAAUGUAAUAUAAUUUUGUAUUUUUUUUGCAAAAUAUAACUUGAAUAUACUUUA
Molecule: messenger RNA, 2106 nt
Organism: Mercenaria mercenaria
Lineage: Eukaryota; Metazoa; Mollusca; Bivalvia; Venerida; Veneridae
Product: T-complex protein 1 subunit gamma-like
Exons: 16
Coding region: 53-1714 (553 amino acids)
Biological process (GO): protein folding
Cellular component (GO): chaperonin-containing T-complex
Molecular function (GO): ATP-dependent protein folding chaperone; ATP binding; ATP hydrolysis activity
Source: RefSeq, a predicted model, not a curated record